CAAAUCCAAAACGUUCCAACUCCAAAUUCCAGAGCAAAUCAAACACAAUUCUGAAAGAGACCCCUUUCAAUUGAAAAUGCUCUCUCAUCUAACUUCAAAAUGUUUACGCGUGGGCAUUUCAUAAAGCAUUAGGGAAACUUAACAUACACCGUCCUGACAUUUCUUGAAUAUUAACAACGGACAGGUGGUAUAUAAGGGUCCCGAGGUUCCCUGUACCACAUUCCUUUGGCGUGUGUGGUCUGUUUAAGUACAAAGAUGAAAGUCCAGAUACUAAUGGUAUUCCUGUUCACUUUGGCGCUUUGCGCCGGACAUAUCAGCAGCGGCCUGAUGAUGCAAGACCUCAGUCCUCAGGUCUACUGCGGCAGAAACCUCGCCAUGGCGAUAUCGGAGCUCUGUCUCAUGCAGAGACACCAGCAAAAGAGAUCCGAGGGAACCUUGUUCGGUACUGGCAUCUCCCCCUACUACAAUGAGGACUAUAGCUGGCCUUGGCUUCCCCCCCACCAGGCAAACGUCCUGGCACUUCCCUCGCGCGGCAAAAGGCUCGUAAACGGGAUCGUUGACGAAUGCUGCACUAAGCCCUGCAGCAUGAAAGAAAUGCUUGGGUACUGUAAUUAGGUUAGGUAACGUCAUAUAGCUCAUUUUAAAGAUUUUGUAAAUGAAUUGAUAUA
Molecule: messenger RNA, 668 nt
Organism: Cydia amplana
Lineage: Eukaryota; Metazoa; Arthropoda; Insecta; Lepidoptera; Tortricidae
Product: bombyxin A-3 homolog
Exons: 3
Coding region: 256-615 (119 amino acids)
Cellular component (GO): extracellular region
Molecular function (GO): hormone activity
Source: RefSeq, a predicted model, not a curated record